Messenger RNA from Misgurnus anguillicaudatus (oriental weatherfish), 1518 nucleotides. RefSeq lists its product as uncharacterized. The record is from RefSeq and is a predicted model, not a curated record. Lineage: Eukaryota; Metazoa; Chordata; Actinopteri; Cypriniformes; Cobitidae.
UUUGGUUAACUAUGGUCCCGUACACACUGCAUAUUAAUUCGGUUGUCACUUCACCUUUUAAUGCUUAAUCCUGUUCUGUACACACACAGUUCAGUAAUUUACGGGACUCACAACCGCAUUCUACAACCGAAUUAACUCCCGCAAAAUGCAGGUAGUGACUACCGCAUUUACAGAUAUUCCACGCUGUGUGUACACAACCGAACUCAACUACUGGUUGUUGACGAUGACGUCACGGGACUUCCGCCAAUAGCCGUGUAGGGCGCCUGCUAGAUUUUACCUCAGACAGAUUGCAGGAUGGCGGAGAGAGGUUUGUUGUGGAGCGACCAAGAAACAAAAUUGUUAAUUGCAAUAUGGGCAGACAAAAAUAUUCAAAGAAAAAUGGACAGUACCAAACGAAAUAAAAUGGUUUUUGAAGAAAUAGCAAAAAAAAUGUCAGAAAAUGGUGUUUCAAGAACUUCAAAACAGUGUAGAAUAAAACUGAAGGCGUUGAAGACUGAUUAUAAAAAAAUUAUAGACCACAAUAAUCGUUCUGGGCGGGAGAGGAGAACGUUUAAGUUUUUUGAAGAGAUGGAUCGGGUUUUGCGGGAUAACCCUAGCUGCCACCCAGCAUUUGUUUUCGAUUCAUCAUCAGAGAUUGACGUUACCGGCGAAGACGUUUCGUCGCCCGAGAGCGAUAUGGAAAAUCCUAACGAAGAGUCGACUGUGGAAGUGUGCUCGCCCGGAUGUUCAGUCUCUGCAGCGACCUCAGGAGGAGAAGAGAGUAGCUGCAGCGCCAGUAAUUCAGGUGCAUUACAAACAGGAGAGACUGUGGAUCAAGGAAGCCGUAACCCAACUGCUAGACAUGCUGGUCGAACCAAGAAAAGAAAAUUGGACCAAAUGCGGUCCUUGAUGGAUGAAUGGGGCCAAAGGUUCAUGAGUGCUUCCUCAAAAGAGUUCGAAGAAUUGAUGAGGAGGGAACAACUUAGAGAUGAAGAGGAAUGGCAGGAAAGGGAGUGCAGGAUGUAUCUUAUGAGGGCCCUAACGAACUCCCUGCAGGCACAAACACAACAUAGCUACCAUCACACAUCACAAAACAUGUAUUUGAAUGCACAACCACCACACAUCCACUCACACACAUCACGCCUUCAAUAUAUGCCAACCAACCAACAUCAACCAGCUUACUCUAGUUAUGAAGCCACUACUUCAGCUCCACAUAUCAACACACCAGACUCAUUUUAUUGCCAGUUAGAACAAGAGUAAAACUUUUAUAGUAGUAGAUCUCUAACCUGUUCAGGAAAUUACUCUAGGAAAAUGGCUUUCUAUUUCUCUUCUGGGUAAUUUAUUUCUUUUUCUAUUUUUCUUCUGGAUAAUUUAUUUCUUGUUCUAUUUUUCUUCUGGAUAGUUUAUGAAUAAUUGUUUAUAUUGAAUUGUUAUGUUAAGUCAAUACAUAAACAUAAUAUAAAAUGUACUGUAAGUGCCUAAUGCCUAAACAUUAAUAUUGUCAUCACAUGGAAAUCAAAUAAAGAUGUUAUGAAGCAG